Molecule: messenger RNA, 5606 nt
Organism: Acanthaster planci (crown-of-thorns starfish)
Lineage: Eukaryota; Metazoa; Echinodermata; Asteroidea; Valvatida; Acanthasteridae
Product: recQ-mediated genome instability protein 1-like
Biological process (GO): double-strand break repair via homologous recombination; resolution of meiotic recombination intermediates
Cellular component (GO): RecQ family helicase-topoisomerase III complex; nuclear body
Molecular function (GO): nucleotide binding
Source: RefSeq, a predicted model, not a curated record
CGCGCGCGGGUUGAGUAUAAAUUAGCAGACGACAUUCGUCAGUGUUCGUGGCACCGUUCCGGCACAUGACACAGGCUUUGGACUAGGCCUACUAGCUAACAAACAAGUAGGCCUAAAAUAUUGUUUUGUCAUUGUACAAUGUACUACGGUGACCACGCGUUAAGACACUUUUUUUGUCUUCCGAUAAAACUCUGAACCAAGCGCAAGCCCUGUCGCAGCGGUACAAUUUACAAAUGCAGGUGACACCUGUCCUUUCCCGCAUGUGUGCAACUGGACAUGCUGGAAGUGAUUAACUAUUUAUCUUUCAGUUUCACAAUCAUGACAAUGGCUUUGAAAGUUCCAGAAGUGUCAGCAUUUCUGCGGUCCAGACACGUACGAGUUGUUGACGAGUGGACAGUGGAAUGCUUGGAUUGGCUCCAACAGGAAUAUCAAGGGCAAAAUGUGAGGCCAGAUGAGAUGAAGCAGCACGUUUAUGACCAGUGGCUGGAUUCCGAUCUUGGUGAAGUGGCCUCGCCAGCACUACCCCCUGGAAUUGCACAGCAAAAGAAAACACAGUUGACGGGUAGUUACGCACUACAGAUCAAUUCGAUACAGGAUAUUAGCCAACCUGCAUACGGCCAACUUCUCAAACUUCAGGGUAGAGAGAAUGAAAAUGCUUUGGUAUCAGCCACUCAGGCAACUCAACCAACCCAGAGUAAGUUUGAGCAGAAGUCAAGCCGCAUGCUGAUGCUUCAGCUGACGGAUGGUCACCAGUCACUUGAGGGCAUGGAGUUCCAGCCGAUAUCUCAGCUCAGUGUCGAUACAUUACCGGGGACAAAGAUUUUAGUUCACGGGUCAGUGCAGUGCCGCAUGGGUGUUCUCAUGCUCACGGCUAACAACAUCAGAGUCCUUGGUGGGGAUGCCGAGUCCCUCGCCGAAGCCAACUCCCAGAUUCAGAUCUUGUCCAGAGCUCUCGGUCUUGAUGAGAGUCAACAAACCCAACAGGCACCAGUUCCGACCGCAUCCAGCCAGAGACCACCGGUCCCUCGGGUUACUGUCGACCUCACUGGCGAUUCUGAGGGCAGAAAUGCCAGCACCUCUUCUGGUCAAAUGCAAAACGCUAACCAAUUUGUAGGAUCACAUGGGAACGCAGCAUCGUCUGGAGAGGAAGAUGGCUUCUUCAGUGACGACCUUGGGGAUGACCUGGAUGCUCUGAUGCUGAAUGAAAUUGAGAAGAUUGAGGAGAUGGACCAGAUGCAACAGUUAGCGAGCAGUGCCGGAGAGGAAACGGACUGGCCAGCCGACGAUGAUGAAAUCGACGAGAUGUGGUUGGAGCAAGUCGAGCAGACUCAUGGCAUCCAAGCGAGUGACCGGCCAGGAGGACAGCCAGCAAGAACUGACAACCAGGCCCAGCAUGCAUCUCUCAUCAACCACCCGGCAUCAAACGCAGGUGCUCCAAAACAAGCUGCUCAACAACACUCCUCUCUGUCGUCAAGUUGCCGUAUCCGACAGGAUCUGAAAGACGUGAACACCAAGACGGAGCCACAAAGCAUGAAGAAGGUGAACAAUAGCCAGCCAAUGUCAAACAGAACAAGCCAUGAUGGCGUCCAAAGGUUUGAUAUGUGGACACGAAGCAGUGCGUCUGAUAAGAAAGAAUGCAGAAAUGCUUUCCAGACAAAUGCCCAAGACUCUAUAAAAGACGCAUGGAGUAACAUCAAAACAGAACCUGGAUCUAGUAAAAAUGCAGUGCAAGACACAAACAUUGACAUUAUUUCGAGAACCAGCAGCCAUCAUGCUGGCAAAGCCAUUGCUUCAGGUUAUUCGGAUAGAGAAGCCAGCUUACAUGUAGAUUCCAAGAACACCCUUCAACACCUUGCUCCGAGUGUUUCAGGAUUUCCUCAGAGAGCAAAUACGACUGUGCUGGACACCAAACCACUUGUAGACGUCCAACAGAAGGCCCGGUUGUCUGGACGUUCUACUUUGCAGAGUGACUCGACAGUGCCUAGCACCAUCUUCCAGAAAUUGCCGACAGGGUGCACCAAGCCUGCCCAGGCAGCUGGCAUAGCUGCACGCAUCACUAAAGAUCCCCUUCCAGCAAACUUAAACAACAAUGCCAAGAACUUGUUGGGUCUUGCCACAUCCUCAUUUGCUGAAGCCCAUAGAGCUGUAGGAGGCCCAGUGGAUUCUGAGACAAACUCAGAGGAUGGCUUCAGUGCUGCAAAACGGAGACGUUUUCAUUCCAAUGAAGGAGGUCAAGCUGUAAACGGCGUGGACAGUUUCCCUGUGGUCAAGCUCUCGUCUGUCAUGAAUAGAAUCCAAGCUGAGGAAGUGUUUGAAUUCGCCAUCAAGGGCUUCAUCGUAACGUUGAUUUCUCCCUUGAGCAAAAAUGAUGGCAGCUGGAGCAUCUCGGCAAAGAUCAGCGACAAGACGGCGUCGCUCGACGUCAGCCUUUCCAAUGAGGUGCUGACUGGCUUAAUAGGAUUCUCCGUUCCCGAAAUGAUGCAAAUAAAGAAAACCAUUAAGACUUCCGAUCCAACAACUGCCAAGGAAUUGGAAACAAAGCUACGGCAGGGCCUAGCACAGUGCCAGAAGUCCCUGAUCGACAUCCACUGUGCCAUGACCGUCCGAGUCGAUGGGAAUCAAGACCGCCCUCAGGUUAUUGCUGUGGGCAGGACCGAUCCGGCCGAUCUGGCCACCAACUUCAGGAAGGUGCCCAGCAAGACAUGAUGAUGUAGGGGUACCAACUUGUUGUGGGGUACCAACACGCAGCAUCUUCAGAACACACCUCCAUAUCCACAGAAGUGAGUUGCAUGCACAUGAGCAAUAUAGGCGUAGUUCCACAUUUCCGUUCAAAUCGUGUUUAUUGUUAAUAGUAUGUGGUAUAUGUUAAACUUAAGAUGUCUUUCCAUGCUUGCAUCUUUCAGUUCGCUUAGUGGAUGUUGCAAAUUAAGCCUAUCCCCAACGCUGAGCAUAAAUACCUGCUCACUGGCCCAAAAAAAUGGAAAAAGGCUUGUUGGGCAAAUGCUUCAAGUGGGCGCCAAGUGCCAGAGUGAAGACCAUUAUUUGCUAUGCAUGCUUGGUACUUACUAUAUCGUUGAACCUCUUUGUAACAAGGUCCUUGGGACGUUAUGAAUUGACUUGCUAUAACAGGAACCUUGCAUUGUCAGGGAUGAACAGCAAAGAAUAGAGGCUUUAAGUGGUAGCCAUCUUGCAGGGCAGUUCUUUAAUGUUUCAUAGGGAAACCUCUCUGCAUGCCUAGUGAAACAAAUGAACUGUCCUUUAAAGAUGGCUGCCAUGCAAAGCCUCUAUACAAAGACUUGGGUCCCAAAAUUUUUCCUUGCGACGAGUAGAAGUUUGUAUUCCUUUUUGGGGGGUUUGAAACACCUUGAAUUGUGCAUCCAUUGUUGUCCACCUGUUUUCAUUCUUCAACACAAAUCUCCAUGGGAUUUGUGAACCACUUUCCAGUCGUGGACCCUCAACCAGCGGUGUACCCGAUUUACCCCACUGUAACAACAUGCAUGAUUGAGUAUGUAGAAACGUGUGCACACACACUGCACCAUCCCAGCACGAUGUUGUUAAUUUGUAAAAAAAGGCGCCAUUUCUCCUUCCCCUCCCAGUGCCCACGUGCGUAGGGCACUCUCCUGAACAAACUUGAUGUGACAUGCAUCGGCCACUGUCGUAGGCGAAGACCGCAGUGUCACGCACAGUAUGGAACAUGUAGGCAAGCCUUUGCGUGCUUUAAUAAAUGGCAAAAUUGAAGAAUAAAAGCAGUGAGCGAUCAACCAGUGUUGGAUCUGCACAAUAACUUCAACCAGACACCACACAGGCGGUGACCUUCAUCCAUUUUUUCAAGGAUUUACAGCUGUUAGCUUUCGUCGUGUAUUUUAUGACAUGUGAUGCAUGAUUGCCAACCAAACAUGUGCCUACUACAGAGGUGGCCAGUCUCAGGGAAAACGUGGUAGCUUGGCACUCCCACAUCAUUCUGUCAAACUGUAUUGCGGGUCUCAAAAUUCAGUGGACACAAAAUAGAUUAUAAUUUGCACAAAUAGAAAGAUACUUUUGUGUACGCAGAAAGAAGACAGAAAGAUGAUGUUGUUAAUUUUCUUUGUUUCCCCACAUCUUGGGAGAGUUUUGUUUUUUGUUUUCCAUUUUUAUUGUAACUUUGUUCUUUCUUAAAACACUCACCACUUUCAGACAGAAAAGAAUAGUCUUUUUCUGCCAUUGAAACCAAGUCACCAACUUUAUUUCCAUACAACAUGUCGUUAAGAAUACAAGACAGAUCAUUCGGAAUAUAACACACACCAUCUAUGCAAUUGUUAUACAAUAAAACAUUAUAAAAUGGCUUUACUUCUUUUGUGUUGAUUUAUUGAUUUAGGGGGUUAUGUUUCAUUUCAUAUUUUCAUCCGCUGUGAAAAAGACACGUAGAGCUGUAAAGAGCACUAACAUUUUAUGUUCUCGACGAUGUGUGCUAUACCGUGAGGUGGAAGCCACAUUGGCGUGACUUGUUUCACCUUGCAUGGCAAUGAGUGCUUACAUUAUCUGGUCAGUACUUGUACCACAAACCAGAAGGGAAAAAACUGAGAUUAAUGUUGACCUUGUUCGGAAUCUUAACUGUUAAAAUAAAAUAGCAGCUGACGCACAUCAUAAUUCAACAGCAUGACAUGCAUUGAGACCAGUGGUGGAAUAAACAAGACGAUCCAUAGUCCAUGUAUUUCACAGGUCAAUUCUUAUUUACACCACGCACAAAUCACCAGCAAAACAUAAAAGACGUUUUAUAAGUACAUGUACUAUGCUCGAUUAAUUUGUACACCAAAUCUUCUGCACAUCAAGUCCAGUAAUCGUAGAUUUCCAAACAAUCAUCUAAGAAUGUUUACACUCACUGCACUGCAAUCUUUCAAGCACAUCAUCAAAGCUCACAAAUUGUUUACGGCUAGAUUUCAGUUAGUCAAAACAUGCAAUAAAAAAAGCCAAUUACAGUACCUGGAACAAACAAUUUCUUCAUCAUAGGAGGGUUUUUGUUGUCUCGGAAAGGUGUCAUUUCUUAGCCCAGAAAAAAAGGAGUACCGUAAAUUAUCCAAGUGGGCAGGUAGGAAACAAGCAUAAAGUUGGGAGUUUUUUAAUCAUCUGCGUUGGCCUUGAAAACUUACUUUAUGAAUGUUAUGAUGCGGUUAAAGUCUAUUUAAUGUUAUUCAGUAUUUGGUGUUAAUUCAAUUAACAUGAACGACUGUUGCACAGAAUUUUUUUUGUUCACAAUGCCAUUGUUGUGACAGCCAAAUUUGUUAACCUUGACAGUGCCGAAUCCUCUAAUUUGAUAUGGUUUUGCAAACAACCCAGGGAGUUAAGGUUGAAAACCUGAGCUUGAACAUUCGAUUCAGAAUUACAUUUAGACACAUCUAGUUUGAGUAAACACAUUUUGUCUUGUUUUUGCAUACUUGCAUUAACACUUACAUUACGUGCUAUUAACACCAUAAACAGCCACCAGUUCUAGAUCAUAUAACCAUUGCUUUUUUGGGCGUUACACAUUCAUUUGAUAUACUUAUGGCCCAUUCUAAAACAACUGUGACAAAACAUAGAUUCAUCCUAUAUUUAAUUAAACACAAAAAGUCUGUAUAGCCUUUUAAUAUGUA